Molecule: messenger RNA, 1963 nt
Organism: Kogia breviceps (pygmy sperm whale)
Lineage: Eukaryota; Metazoa; Chordata; Mammalia; Artiodactyla; Physeteridae
Gene: STK32B
Product: serine/threonine kinase 32B
Biological process (GO): protein phosphorylation
Molecular function (GO): protein kinase activity; ATP binding
Source: RefSeq, a predicted model, not a curated record
AUGGGCGGGAACCACUCCCACAAGCCCCCGGUGUUUGACGAGAAUGAGGAAGUCAACUUUGACCAUUUUCAGAUCCUACGGGCCAUUGGCAAAGGGAGUUUUGGGAAGGUCUGCAUCGUGCAGAAGCGAGACACUAAGAAAAUGUACGCAAUGAAGUACAUGAACAAGCAGAAGUGCAUCGAGAGGGAUGAAGUCCGGAACGUCUUCCGGGAGCUCCAGAUCAUGCAGGGGCUGGAGCAUCCUUUCUUGGUCAAUCUGUGGUACUCCUUCCAGGACGAGGAGGACAUGUUCAUGGUGGUGGACCUACUGCUGGGAGGGGACCUACGUUAUCACCUGCAACAGAAUGUACAUUUCACAGAGGGGGCCGUGAAGCUCUACAUCUGCGAGCUGGCCCUGGCCCUGGAGUAUCUGCAGAGGUAUCACAUCAUCCACAGAGACAUCAAGCCAGACAACAUACUGCUGGAUGAACACGGACAUGUUCACAUCACAGACUUCAACAUAGCGACGGUCGUGAAAGGCACAGAAAAGGCUUCCUCCAUGGCCGGGACAAAGCCCUACAUGGCCCCGGAAGUGUUCCAGGUGUAUGUGGACGGAGGCCCUGGGUACUCCUACCCCGUUGACUGGUGGUCCCUGGGUGUCACGGCCUAUGAGCUGCUGCGGGGCUGGAGGCCAUAUGAAAUCCACUCGGCCACUCCCAUCGAUGAGAUCCUCCACAUGUUCAAGGUGGAGCGUGUCCACUACUCCUCCACGUGGUGCAAGGGCAUGGUCGCCCUGCUGAAGAAGCUCCUGACCAAGGACCCCAAGAGCCGCCUGUCCAGCCUCGGUGACGUCCAGAGCGCACCCUACUUGGCCGACAUGAACUGGGACGCGGUGUGGGAGAAGGCCCUGAUGCCCGGCUUCGUACCCAAUAAAGGGAGACUGAACUGUGAUCCCACAUUUGAACUUGAAGAAAUGAUUCUUGAAUCCAAACCACUUCACAAAAAGAAGAAGAGGUUGGCAAAGAACAGGUCCAAAGAUGGCACAAAGGACAGCUGUCCUCUGAACGGACACCUCCAGCAGUGCCUGGAGACGGUACGGAAAGAAUUCAUCAUAUUCAACAGAGAGAAGCUGAGGAAGCAGCAGGGGCAGAGCGGCCAGCUCUUGGACACAGAAGGCCGAGCCGGGAGCCAGGCUCAGGGCAAGCUCCAGGACGGACGGAACAACAACAUUCUGACCCACGCCUGCUCCCGUGGCUGCAGCAUCUAAGCCACCACCUGCGGCUUCCAGCGGGACUGCACGCACCUCUGCCCUGCCCACCAAAAGCCCCUCUCUGUGCCACGAUGGUCCCUGUCUCGCCUCUAAUAACAUCGGAUGCAGAGAAGGAACCCUGGGCUCGGAGCUCGGGAGCCUGGGUUCUGGUCCCAGCUGCCCGGCUGAUACCUACCUGCUUGACUGUGGACAAGCCUUGCCCUUUCUGUGCCUCAGUUUUCCACGUCUGCCAAAGGGGUUAAACAGCUCUCUGCCCCACCUCUAAUGACAAGGUUAUUCAAAGAAUCCAAUUGGGUAGCAGACAUGCAAAACCUUUAUAAAGUUGUUUACACGGGCAAAAUAAAACCUUAAUAUUUGAAGUACACUCCCCUCCCCCAAAGCAAUUAGACCAACACAACUUUGCAAUUCGGUCCAUCCUGGCUCUUAAGACAGUACUUUUGAAAAUGCAGCCCUCAAACAUCUGAUGUGUUAGCCCAGCCUAUGGAAACACCAUUCCCCAACCCUGGAGCUAAGCCGGAAGUGUCUUCUUUUGCCUUCUCUGUCAGGCCAGUCUUUCUGACCUUCUAAGAUGGCUCUCCACCAUCUCCACCUUUAAUUUCAGUAGGUCUCCACUUCCCCCCCCCACCCCUGGUGCUGGGAUGGCCCAUAGAUGCCCAUUCAGAAGGUCAAGUCACUGACCAUCAGUCUCUCCUAUAGAGUGUCAGCAGAGUUCCUC